AUGCGCCCCAACACCGCGGACGCAGAGGAGAUCCUGAGCAAGGGGGAGAACCGCCGGCACGCCGUCGAGAUCGAGCGCCCGGACGAGAAGCGGCAGCAGAAGAAGCAGAACGACGACCUGCAGCUCAUGUACGCCGCCCAGCAGCGCAGCCACUACAUCGCCAUGGGCAAGCUCGAGACCGACAACGGCGACCUGUCGCUCCUGGGCCGCUUCAGCAAGUGGCUCAAGCUCAAGAUCUACCAGUUCGAGGCGACCUACACCCUCACCAUGUUCUCCUCGGCCGAGAAGUUUGUGUUCUACUCGAUUCUCUUCCUCCUGACCAGCCUCACCAUGAUCGCCUGCUUCCUCUACCUGCCGCACCACAUCGCCUUCAUCGCCAACCGCGCGUGGUUCUACGUCCACGGCGACAACGUCGACGUCGUCGAGCGCACGAUGGAGGCCGUCUCGGAGCUCGCCUCGGCCAAGCUCGCGGCGGGACAGGCGACGUCGACUUCCUUCACAGUAGCGGAGAAGACCGUGUCCAUUGUGCGGGAGCUAUGA
Molecule: messenger RNA, 540 nt
Organism: Thyridium curvatum
Lineage: Eukaryota; Fungi; Ascomycota; Sordariomycetes; Thyridiales; Thyridiaceae
Exons: 2
Coding region: 1-540 (179 amino acids)
Source: RefSeq, a predicted model, not a curated record